Molecule: messenger RNA, 7586 nt
Organism: Tigriopus californicus
Lineage: Eukaryota; Metazoa; Arthropoda; Copepoda; Harpacticoida; Harpacticidae
Gene: upSET
Molecular function (GO): protein binding
Source: RefSeq, a predicted model, not a curated record
UCGUCCCCCUUAGCCCUCAGCGGCCAUGAGUCGCUUCGUGGGGUGGGACCGUUGGUGGGGGGUGGCAAGGGACUGGAUUCGGCCCCCCGCCUCACCGUGGGAUCCCACGCCUCCAACGCCAGUUUGGCCGGGGCUGCCUUAUUGUCUUUGGCCUUGGAGCGGCCGCCGGCCUCUUCCCCCUCGUCAGCCCACCCGCCCCUGUCGCACCCUCAUCACCACAUUGUGCAACACCAUCCUCCCCCGGUUAGCACGCCCAACAGCUUGGCCUUGCAUCCCGUUUCGCUGGGGGGCGUAACGACGGUGGUGGGUCCGGUUUCGUCAGGCGGGCCUGGUCCGGGUGAUGGUCGAAUGCGAAUGAUUCGUUUGCCUCCGGGUCACACCCCGGCCUUGCCUCAAUCGCCAGUGCGCCAGUCCGCCUUACUCAUGAGUUCAGCCUCAAAUCUGAAUCGGCCUCGUCUGCCCCAAUCGCCCGUACCGUUGCCGCAGACACCCAUUAAUCUCGUACCUGCCCGCCCUCACGCCCGAGGGGGGACCUUUAAAACCGCGCCCAAGCUGAUCAUGAAUUCCAACACGUUGGCUGCCAUGUUACCCAAGACCCCAACGCCCGGAUUCUAUCCCCCCUCCACUUCGCAAUCGGGGGCCUCGGUGACCGGCAUUCUCCCCACCAACCCGGUCAGCUUGAUGCCUCCCAGCGCUUUCGCGGGUAGUGGCUUGGCGGGCACGGCUCCUCGGAGUCAUCUGCCUCAGCCCCCAUCCAAUCUUCAGCCGCCGGUGCGAAUGCCUCACCUGCAGCCCUCGCAUCCAUCCCAACACCCCCCGCAUCUGAAAACCCAAUCGCAUCCGCCUCCUCCAUCGCUCCACCCUACCCUCCAGCAGCCCCAACGGCAUCUCCUGCAGAGGGUCCAUCGGCGCCAUGACUUGGACAAAGGCUUGGACAUGAGUGAUAAACACGAAGUUCUGACCCACAACGCCAAGGGACGGCGGACAGUGGGCUUCCCCUCCCAUCAUCAAGUUCAAAUGACGUACUCCCCCAGGUCCGCUCGGGCACCUCAGGCCACUUCAAUUGUUGGCGGGAAGAUUAUGGCUUCUAGACAGCUCAAUCCGGCUCUCCAGGACCAUAACUACGCGUCUCGUCCACCUCCUACCCCGCCCCAGAGUCCCACAACUCUAUCUGGUAACGCGGACAGUCCCUCGUCUUUCAACACGUUUGGCAUUGCCUCGGACCCCAACCUUAGCGCUACCCAUGCCAUGGUCGUCGGAAAAUCUCCCAUCCUACCGCCCACUGCAGCACUUGAUCUGGGCGUGGCGGCUAACGUGAGUCCCAGCCCUCUUUCGGGGACUGCCCUCGAGCAAGCCAAUACAGUAUCCAUCGAAGAAGCGGGCGUGGGGCCCAUGGCCCCUUUGGUUGCGGCUGCCGCUGCGGUUCAGGCCGCCGCGGCCCAAGCUGCCACCAAGGAAGAACGCCCCACCGCCCCCAAUGCGGGGGUUCCUCACCCGUUAGAGAAAGACGUUGCGGAUGAGGAGGACACGCACUCCGGAAGUCAGCUCAGUCCAAGGGGCGGGAGUGAGGGCGAGGGUGAGGAGACAGAAACGGCCCCUGAAGGAGAAAACGAGGAUGAUGACGACGAGGAUGAUGACGACGAAGACGAGGAGGCCGAGGAAGUGGUGGAGGGUGACGCUCUCAAUGAGAGUUUGAAUAAGACGAGCAAGGAUCAAGAUGAUUCUAUCACCAGAUGUAUUUGUGAUUUUCUUCAUGACGAUGGCUACAUGAUCUGUUGCGACAAAUGCCUAGUAUGGCAACAUGUGGUGUGUAUGGGUUUGGAUCGGAACAAUAUCCCCGACGAGUAUCUCUGCGAAAUUUGCAAGCCCCGACCUGUGGAUAGGAAACGGGCUAAGACUCUUCAGGCUCGUCGGAAAAACGAGAUUUUCAACAAUUCUAGUUCGAGUGAAGAAGGCGGAUCGCGAUUAUCAUUGGGCGCUCGAUCUGCGCUCAAGGGACUGCGCGCAAAGUCCAAGGUGGCGGACAAGAAGCCCGAGAUCGGAGCUAAAGUGACCAAAAGGAAAGCCAAGUGGACCCCCGGCAAAGGCGUACUGAAUCCUAUUCCCAAAGCGGACACAAGAUUAGUGUCGGCAAAUAAAAGCAAGAAGCAAUAUCGAAAGCGGAAGCCCAUUGAUAAGGAUUCCAAGAAAGGCUCAUCCGGCAUUCGAAGGCUAAGCGGUCGAAGGAAGUCCACCUCGAUUGUCCAGCCUCCCUUGUCCAUUCUUGGCCAAGAAGACAUUCCUCCCGAAGACGACGACAACGACGAGGAGGAUGAAGAAGAUCUACUAGAGCCUGAGCUCGAAGCGAAUCAGCACCUUCGCUCAUGGAUCGAUCAUUAUGAGGAAGCGGUCACCAAUCACUAUUCUCCAGAACUAAGGGCUCGGCUCCAAGGAGCCAAAGUGACGAGUGAUUUACGUAGCAGUGCCAUCGGAGGACCAGUCAAAUGUAACGUGUCUCUGAAAGGAAAUGGAGUCAAGAUCUUGACUGCAUACGCCAACAUGACUGCGAACACGCCUGUGAUUGAGUGCAGAGGGAAGCUGAUGCUGAAGAGCCAAUACCGGUCGCCAACUAAAAGCAAGACGCAUGCCCAUCCAGACUCGCCAUAUGUUUUUUCGCACAAGCUAGGAGACUCUCUCGAGAUUUGCUUGGAUGGAAAAACCUACGGCAAUGACAGUCGAUUCUGUCGACGUUCCCCCAAUCCGAAUGCUCAAUUGAAACAUGUGUUGGACCGAGGAUCUCUCCACAUCUUCAUUGUCAGCACGAAACCCAUUGAAAAAAAUCAAGAGAUUCUUCUCCCGGAAGUGGAGCACAGUGUGACCAAUCACAGCCCAUCGGCUCCUCUCCCUUCCAUCAACGCGGAUCUGAGGGAAAUCAAGAAGCCCAAUGGAUCACUCUCCAUCAAUGAAGGGGGUCAGGCCCCGUUGUCGGGGGGCUUGACUGGAAAUCGAAAGACCUUGGGAGUCAAACCGCUGAACUUCUCUGUAGCCGCUGGUGCUGCUGCUUCGCCUUUGCUUUCCACGGCGGGUGCGCCCACGGCUAGCUCUCGAUCACACACGGGCUCAUCACUUGCAGCUCCAGGGAUUUCCUCUAUCAAGAAGAAGGUGGCCAAUGCCGGCGCUUCCUCUACUUCUGCUCCAUCGAAGAAGAAUCAGGGCCCUUCCAAGCCCACUUUGAGGAAAACUAGUCAGAAAGUGGCCACGAAAUCCCCGUAUGUGGUUCAUUCUGACCACUCGGACGAAGGCCUCGAUUCGCCCUCGUCCCAAGCCGAGGAGAGUAACAACCUGUUUAAUGGGAAAGAGAUGAAAGAAGAGCAAGAAGAGAGUGAGAAACCUUUGGACGAAUUGGGCCACCAUCGAGAACGUAGGUUAAGCAAAGGUUACGAUUCGCAGUCCAGCCUCUCCCCGUCCAAAGGCAAACCCAGUCCAGGAAAACUUGGGCUACCUGACAAUAGUGGCCUCAUUGUGGGUGUGAACACGAUCAACUACGAUGCUUCAAGCUCAUUGAGAAAUAAGGCCAAGUCGAGAGAGGAGCGAAAAAUGGAGAUGAUCAUGAAGGCUAUUGAACAAAUGGAAAAGGCUGAACAACGCAAGAAGGACCUAACCGUAGAAGAGCAACGACCCCUGGGACCCAUGAAGAGACGCCGAAGCCAGUCAUCCAAGACGCAAAAUAAUACGGAUUCGGCUUUGGACGCAUCCUCUGCCGAUGAGGCCAAGUCAGAAACUCGUCGGGUUGCCAGAAAGAAGGCAAGGAAGAGUGGCUCAAACACCCCGCAGAGAAGGCGUUCCCGUCUUCUCUCGGGUGGCUCUCAGUCCGCCCUGUCCGAAACGGAAGGCUUGAGCAACAACGAGUCAACGCCUAACACUGCUGAAAGUCCAAACGGACCCUUUCGGUUCCCGAAGACCAAAAAGAUGCUCAUGUCAGAUUGGCAGCAUGAGUCGGAAUUGGCCGGUGGCGAGGAUGACGACGUGUCUGCCAGUUAUCUCAAAGGAAGCCGAAGUCCCCCUGGGAUUGCUACUCAUUUAUUGAGAGCCACGGCGCCUCAAAGUCCCAACAAAUCCGUUUGUUCGGCCAAAAAGCGUUGGCUGAGGCAAGCUAUAUCUGAGGACCAAACCGAAGAAGACGAAAACAACCACCAUCGCCGUCAGCAACAGCAACAGCAGCAGCAGCAGCAACCGCAACAACAACAGCAACAGCAACAAGCAAGACAUCAGUCACUGGAACACACCAGUUUUGUCCCCAUCCAAAAUGGUGGGGAUGGCGAAAGUCCAAAUGAGACAGUCAAUGACUACGUAACUCCGUUGAAGAAGCGUCGUUUAGAGAACUACAAAAAUGACCAGGAAAGCCCCAACUCUGAGCAAGAGGCUCCUGAGACCAUGAAAGUGGAGGAGGAAUCCGUACCCGAAGGCGAAGAGAACCCCUCUCAAGUACUAGAUCACACGGAUUCGAAAACGCCUUACGGUCCCAGCAGUCUGAAGAAGAAACUGUUGAACAACUUGGUUUUGGAAGCCGUACUUGACAAGGCCAUGCAAGAUAUGUUGGGCUCGGAUACGAUUGUUGACCAUCAUGCGAGUGACGAGGAAGGAGUAAAACGACGUCAAGAACAGCAAGAGCAAGAAGAAGAGGAGGAGGAAGCCGAAGCCGAAGCCGAAGCCGACGUCGAGGAACACGAAGGGGAAAACAAGCAUGUAACUUUCAAGAAUGAGAGAUACUUUGACCAUCCUGCAAAAGACGAGCCCAAGGAUGUCCCAAUCUCGAGACCCGAGGUGACCAAACUGGAACUGAACGAUGAGAGUGGCAAUUGUGCCAUGGAGUUUUCUCUACCGCCUUGCACGUCGAACGCUCGAGGCGAAUCGGCUCGAAAAAGCUUUCGUCAGUCAGCCAAAGUGUCGGUCAAAUGUCGUUCCCCAUCCAAGAAGAGGAGGAACAGCCAGCCCGAGGAAGUCCACAAAAGCGACCCGAUCAAACCGCCUUCUCCCAGUGAUGUAUUUAAAUCGUUCUUCAAGCCUAACGUGUCCUUGGAGGCGCUCGAGGCUCAAAUCGAAGCAGCCAAGCGAGAACGGGAAGCCAAUCUCAUGGAAACCUCCACCCCACCUACAUCAGUGUCUGAAAUCAAGGCAGAAUCGCCGGAGCCCUCCUCCAAAUCUGAGCUCUCCUUUAAAUCUGAACUCUCGUCCUCUCUGGUCGUCAAUUCACCAGAAAUGAAAAAGUCUUUACCUGUCAUUAAUGACCCGCAUUCUGCGCCCAACGAAAUCAAAGCCGAACUUUCAGAACCAAAUGACGACGAAGUCCCAAUGAAACAAGGACACGAGAAUGAAUCAAUUGCCCAGUCACUCGUUUCUGAAUUGGACGCAACAACUCCUAAACCAGAAGCAGUGCCUGAAGCGAAAGUAGUUGAAGAAUCUCCGUCCAAUUUGUUUCCAAGCGAAGAGCCCAUUGUCAGCACUCCUAACAGCACCCCAUCGGUGGACACCCUGGAACCCAAAGAACCUCCUCCUCCUCCUGCUCCUCUUCCUCUUCCUCAGCUUCUCCAAACGGCACUGACAAAGCCCAAAGAGAAGCGCCGUGUUUCCUUGGCCGACUACAAACGUAGACGGAAGAUCGAGGACAACUCUCCGAGCCCGAGUGCCAAGGUGGCCUCUUCGCCCUUACCCAUGGCGACUACAGUGGCGGGAAAAGGGACUACUUUGCCGAUCGUAGCUGCAGGAGUGGGGGGUUCCAUCUCGUGUUCGUCUUCCGGUGCAUCUUUACCUUACCCCUCUACCGUACCUUUGUCGAUAGGCCAGUCUGAGUCCAGAUUAACGUCCUUUGGAGAUCCAGCUACAUUGGGCGAAUUGUCUCGUCUCAAGCCAGGACCGGAACUCAUUUCAGGUGAUCCCCAAGAAGAUGGACCUGGAACGCCUACCUUGGACGAGCAAUCUCUAAAUCUCAACCCUCCACCCACUCUAAAUGCCUUGCCACUCUUCGAGAAGCUUGAAAAACUAGAGCGAGCUCAGAAAGAGUGCAAGUUAAAAGUACAAAAUGCAUUGCUACCUGAAUCCAUUGCUCCACCUCCCGUGCUGCCUGUCGUCAGUAUUCCGGAACCGAAGCGAGAAAACCUAACCGAGCGCUUGAAGAAAGAAUUCGGUCUCAUGGUGGAUGACGAGUCCAACACCGAAAACGAAGGCGACUCCACGCCCACUACUGAAGAGUCGUUCAAGAACAGUAGCGGGGUUUUGUCUCACGACGACCAUGCCUCCAUGUUACAUCCAGGGCCACACAUCCCUGCCGUCAGUCGAUUGCCCACGAACUUCCCCACCAAUCCCACGCCCUAUGCCGGCUAUCCUCCAGGGAAUCCGUAUCCACCGCCUCCCCCUCCUCUUCCUUCUUCGCUGGCUUUACCCUUGCCGCUGUCUAACGUGCCUCACUAUCCCAAACCCAACACCGGAAUCCUUCCCGUACGACCUUACCCCGGGGGACCCCCUCAUCCGCCCCCAACCACGAAUAACCAUCAUGGUUCGGGAGGGCCGCCUCCGCCCCCACCGCCUCUUCCUUACUUCGAUCCCAGGGAAAACCAGAGUCCGGGGAUGAAUGUGGGUUAUUCGUCGCAGAGUGGUGCCGCGCCCUCUUCUUUUACCAGCUACAACCCGCCUCAUCCCCCGCCUCCUAACGGGAAAGAGGAGCCGCUAGGAAGGUCGUCGCGUCGAGGUCAUCCUUCUUCGUCCUCGUCCGAAUCAAAGGUCGACGCCUCGUAUGGCUGUAAAGGAUAUUACAGCAGCACGCGAGAUCGUCGGGAUCGCAAUCGCGAUUAUGAUUCGCGUGACCGCGAUUACCGAGGCUCCCCAGGCAAUGAAAGAGACUAUCACCAUGGCCACCAUCACCGUGGGAGUGGAUCCCACAAAAGUCGUUACGGGUCGUCAUCGUCAUCGUACAACAAUCGCUUUUGAAGGACGGGGCUUCCAGAGUUACAGUGGUUUACUCCGUGCCCGACGGGUUUGGGGAUCCCCCUUGGCCCAUUUUGUCAUGUCCUUACCAGUGGUUCUCGCCGUAGGUGCCCGAAGAAGGCGCACGAUUUUCCUCUGUAAAAGUACAAACCUCAAACCAAUCGUUUCGUGGUGUUGAGGGACUCCAAUCGUCCGACAACCCCCGCCCCAGGUUCGGUCCUUGGUUCGGCAUUUUCACACCCCAGAUAUGAAUAGAGUGAACGUGAAAUGUGCGAGCAUUGCCCCACUACCGGGUCAUCCGUGCGAGCUCCAUCUAAUGGCCUCGACCUCCCAAUCUCAGGCUCGUUCGUUUUCACCUCGAGGAUGGGGUGAGCUGUCUAUGCGAUUCCAUCGCUCCGGCCUUGACAACUCCUGGCCCUGAGUCGUCAACCACCAGGGAAACCUUCAUCAUCUCAUCGCUUCACUCCUCCACUCGCCCACACACACACACACACACACACAUAAAUAUAUAUAUAUAUAAAUAUCUAUUUUUGAUGUCUGUUUCCAUUCAUCUCUAGAUUUAAAAGAUAUCGAUAAUUGACAGAGGAAGAAGCAAAAGUUCAAAUACAGAUCAGUAUACGAGAGAA